This is a messenger RNA of Ipomoea nil (Japanese morning glory), 2210 nucleotides long. RefSeq lists its product as uncharacterized. The transcript is spliced from 6 exons. The record is from RefSeq and is a predicted model, not a curated record. Gene Ontology annotation, molecular function: zinc ion binding. The coding region runs from base 73 to 1857 and encodes 594 amino acids. Lineage: Eukaryota; Viridiplantae; Streptophyta; Magnoliopsida; Solanales; Convolvulaceae.
AGUUACUAGAGAUUAUAAUAAUACAAGGAAAAAAGCAUGAAAUUUGCAAUUAUUUUGAUUUUUGAGAUCUGAAUGAUAGAUUUGCUAUUAUUUUAUUAUAUAUUCCGCAUUAGAUCUUUGAACCAAUUGCACUUACUGGUUAAACUGUGUUUGCGUUACUUAAGAAUGGGUUCAAGCAGCAGCAAGUCCAAUGCUGCCGCCGAUUCCCCGUCGCCGUCGCCUCCGCCGCCGUCAAUUGCUGAGACGGCUCGAUCCAGCCGAAGCAGAGUGUUCCAGUCGUCGUGUCUACGAUCUAACGACUCCGACGGUGACGGUUCGCAGAUUUCCAAACAUCAAUCUGAAGGAAAUUGUAGCACUACGCCAACCACAGAUGAAAAUGAGACUGGAGGAGAAAAAAAUGAAUGUUAUGAAAACGUUAAAGCAGAGCAGCCAGAUGAAAACCAUGUAAAUUCUGAUGUUGAGCUUGAUGAGUGGCACCAAUCAAGGUUUUAUGAUACUGUGUCCACAGUAGGUAAUUCUUCUUCUUCAAGAGCUUUCUCAUCCAGAUCGUCAAAUCUGCUGAAUCGUUUCCUUCCUCGCCUGAGCUUCACUCCUGGUAAUAUCAGCUUCAGAUUAAGCAGAGCAAAUGAUUUAGGAGGACAAGGAGCUCCUUCUGCUUCAUCAAGAAGUUUUGUGCUUUCAAAUGAUGAAGAUGAUCUUCAUCUUCAGUCAUGUUCAUCAGAUAGAUUUGUUAAUAGAAGUGAAAGGCCAAGGAGUUGUGAUUUUUUUCCUGUGUGCUUUGGUAAUGGAUCUCCUACAGAAAAUCAAGAUUUUGCCUCUAAUAAUGGUGAUAGUUCAUUACAAAACCAACAUAUAGCUUCUGGUCAAGGUUUGGUGAGAGAUAAUAAUGAUACUAUAGUAGACAGUGAUAUAAAUUUAUUCUCUCCUGAGAGUUAUGCUGAUGGAAUUGAGACAAGACUUUCUGAUCGAAGAAGUGCACCUCGUGCGCCUGAUGAAAGGAACAUCCAAUUCAGCAGAACUUUGAGUGUUGGUAGACUUCGUGGUAGAGUUCUUCGAAGAUCACCUUUUCCGGAGUUUCGUCCUUUUCAUCGGGAGAUGGAAGUGAGACGUGCUAGUGAGGGUAGUCGGAGACAGGAUUUGGUUGGUGGAAUACGGCAGGCAAUAUCUGAAGAUAAUGACUCCAUUACUCCAAGUUAUUCUGGGCAUGCAUCUUCUGGUGUCUCAAAUUCCGUAUAUCGAAUUCUACAUCAUGAGGUUUCAAGGGCAACAUAUACCAUUUAUCAUGAACUCCUGGAUCAUAGAUCAAGUUUCUCUGAGCGGCGAAGAAGAAUAAGAUCUCAGGUACGCGCACUACGAAGGCUGAGAAGCCGUUUUGAGAACUUCUCUGGGCAUACAAGACCUUGCAUUUUAUCUGGUCAACAUAGAUCGGGUAAUUGCACAUGUCGUAGGAGUUCUCAAGCUAAUUCAGAGAAUCACAAUAGCAUUAGGGCUAGCAUAUCGAGAAAUCUUAUGUUAGCAGAAGCUUUACUUGCGCAGCAAUCUGUAGUAUUAUCCUCCCAGCCUUCUGUAUCUUCAAUUGGGUCUCUUCCGGCACCUAAUGAUGUGGUGGAAUCCCUGCCUGUGAAAACAUACAACAAAUCACAAAAUGAUUUGAGCGAAGAUGCUGCACAAUGUCACAUAUGUCUCGUGGACUACGAUGAUGGAGACAGUUUGCGUAUAUUGCCUUGCCACCAUGAUUUUCAUAGGACUUGUGUAGACAAAUGGCUUAAAGAAAUUCACAGGGUAUGCCCACUUUGCCGAGGUGAUGUCUGCAGAUCUGACUUAUUUGGUGCAGGGUCUGAUCCUCUGUUGUUGUAGUUGGGAACCGAAGCUCAGCUCAGCUCGUGUUUUGAUGCACUUAGUUAUGGUGAGAGGUUUGGUCAUGUUUUUGGUGAGGUUGUGUCAUUGUGUUUGGCCAAAUUUGUUUGAAAAGCAACCAACUUCUUAUGCCAUAUGCUGAAAUGCCCAUGUUGAACUAUGAGAGCAGAUUUGUGUUUCCAGAUUUGGUUGUAGGCUUUAGUUCUGGAGCACUAUUCGAGUGCUGGGAAGUGUUAGUUUUACUCAAUUGGUUAGAGCUUCUGGUUACCCAUGUUCUCAUGGUAUUAUUGUUUGGUAUGCAAAAAUUUGCACUAAUUUUAUACUCCGUAUAAUUUAUUAAUUGUAUGGAUUUA